CGACCACCAUCACCCCGCAGUCCGCAGUCCGCACUGUGCCCGCAGUCUCGUGUAGUCUGUAGUAGUUUUUGGCGUUUGUUUGAAUUUUGUUGUCGUUUUACUUUCCGUCACCGGUAUUCCUCGAUUUUCAUUUCAACCUAGCUUAUAAGUUGUGUACCUCCUCAACGCACGGAUAAACUGUAAAACGCGGUUUUGUGUCUCCGAUGAUAUGAAACGACCUCAAGUCAGCCAAGACAAAUCUCUGUGAGGUCCAGCACUGAGCAAAGAAAAAGCUUGUUUCGGAAUUUUCUUACGGUGCUGUUGCUGUUACGGUUCACGAGAGGACUUCCAAAUAACACUGUACAACCAUGUCGGCAGGAUACCGAUCGGGAAACAUGCCUGGCGAAGUCUUGUUUCAAUGGUUCUCUUGCUGUGUAAACCAACGUACCCAACAGGGCAAACGCCACGUGAGUCGAGUACGCAUCGACCGAUCUAUGAUUGGAGCACCUACAAAUUUUCGGCAUACUGGUCACAUAGGAUCGUCUGAUGUCGAAAUGGGAUCUUCCAGAUUGCACGCUAUCCAUGGGCAGAUGCAGUCCAAAGGCGGUUAUGAAGCUACCAUUGAAGCUAAUUAAACUUGCCAGAAAUCAAUCGAAAAGAGAACUGUGAUCGAAAAACUCUCUUCGUGUACCGAACACAAUUUUGGAACUGUUAUUCCAUAUUUUUUUUCUUAUUGCAGCCACUUGUGUAUGGAGGAGAUCCGUCGUCAUAGUUAUAGACUAGUGUUUUUACAUUCUUUAUUAUUAUAAUAAGUAACUAUUAUUUUUUACUUUAUUUUUAAAAUUUUAUUUAAUUCAUCAAGUUUAGUCAUGGCCGUGGCUUAUAGUUCGCGACAGAUCAACUUGAUAUAAGUGUCUUAUACUAGUCUGGUUUUAUUUAUAUGAAUGUUUUUACUUAUUUUUUUUUUGUUUAUGUAAAAUAAAUUUUGAAAUUAGUCGUAAUGUUUUAGUAAUCUCUCUUUAGUCUUUAUAUACACGCCAAUAUUUAUUUUUUUUUUAAUGUUACAAUAUUAUGCGAUCAAUGCCACUGUGUAAUAGUAAUAAUAUGAUAAUGAGAAUCAAAACGAUUAUAUGAUAAUUUAAAUUGCCAUACAUCAUUACCUCGAAAACACCGAUAAACCUAUCAGAAUCUUAAUUAUAAUUACAAAUAGAGGUUUUUACUUUUUACCAUAUUAUAUAUAUACCGUGUACAAGAAGAAAAUACAUUUUCAUUACUAUAAAUUAUCAGAUUUCUUGUACCGUUUGUUUGUAUUGCCUAAAAGUAUAUAAGAAUCAAUACUUUGUAUUUAACUACUUAAAUUUUAAGCUAGUUUUAAGGUCUGUUUGAUCAGAUAUACAUUGCAUUUAAAUAAUCUUAUAUAAUAUAUGUACUAGUUUUAGAUAUUUGAAAAUAUUAAUACGUACACUGACUAUAUAUUGUGAGCUCAAAGUGUAUAAGUGUGUUCUAAUUGUCCAAUUUUGUAUAUUUAAAGUACGUUUAUAUGUUCAUAUUUCAAAACAAAACUGCUUAAGCGUAUUUUAUAAUAUAUAAUUUAUAUA
Molecule: messenger RNA, 1577 nt
Organism: Rhopalosiphum maidis (corn leaf aphid)
Lineage: Eukaryota; Metazoa; Arthropoda; Insecta; Hemiptera; Aphididae
Gene: Spec2
Product: CDC42 small effector protein homolog
Exons: 4
Coding region: 348-614 (88 amino acids)
Biological process (GO): regulation of Rho protein signal transduction
Cellular component (GO): plasma membrane
Molecular function (GO): small GTPase binding
Source: RefSeq, a predicted model, not a curated record